This is a messenger RNA of Suillus fuscotomentosus, 1596 nucleotides long. RefSeq lists its product as uncharacterized. NCBI's taxonomy places the organism in Eukaryota, Fungi, Basidiomycota, Agaricomycetes, Boletales, Suillaceae. The transcript has 5 exons. The coding region runs from base 1 to 1596 and encodes 531 amino acids. The record is from RefSeq and is a predicted model, not a curated record.
AUGGCAACAAUGUUUGGGUCUACCAGUCCUUCAUUCUACUGUACACGUACAACUGCGAAAAAGACAGACAUCAAGACCCUCAACGAUGAUAAGAAGAUGACGCCAUCUGAAACCCCAACAAGCGCUGGGUUAAAAACUAAUGGCACCAAACCGAAAUCCAGAGUCAAAGCACAGAGUCUUUCUCUGCAAGCUCCAUCGCUUAACACAACUACUACAGAUGUUAUCGCACGAACAGCCCAGAUCGAUGACUCCGAAGCUGAACUUCAAGCCAUCCGAAAUGUACUAGAGGGUUUGGAAAAUAUUACUGUGUCAUCAGACCCAUGCAACGAGACCAUUCUUGAUUCUCUGCAGCAAGUGCAAAUAGAGCCGAUAUGUUUUUACAAUGGCCCUUACCAAGAGUUUGCAAUUGUGCUGGAUGCAAUCAGCAUGCGGAGUGAUUUUCUGUACUGUCUUGCAAAAAUGACAUAUUUUCCACAAAUGAUGACCCUCAUCAUAUACUCUCUGCACCCAAUCCAUGACCAAAUGACUAGCGAGAUCGCAUCUGCGGUCUCGAGCGCACUUCGUGGCAUCUCAUACAAGCGAUCCUUACUGAUGAUCAAUGUCAUACCCGGUCGCAUCUCGUCCAAAGAAAUAUUCACCAUCCCUGAUCUGCAGAUCACGCUGACCACCACCAAGAGGCCAUCAGCGACCCAGGUUCUGUGGUACGUGGAGACCGCAUUUACCCAGACCAAGUGUAUGGUGUUGGGAAAAAUAGAAAAAGUCAUCGCCUCCCACCACGAGGUCGCAUGUGUCCUAUUCAUCCUCAUAUCAGAGCAUUCAAAAUACAAAUCACCUGCUGACGAUUCCGCUACUUAUGGUGAAGCACUUGCAGAUAAAGCCGUGCGGCCGUACACCUUCUUUGCACCAGAGCGGGAGCCAGACAAGCUGUUUGGUCUUGUUCACACGAUGGAUUACACCUGGAUCGAUGUCUCUAAAAUUGAAUAUUUCGUCUGGAUAAAGCCAGACGACAGGCCCAUUGACAUCAAAUUUCCUCAUACAGCUUAUGGAACCAUCUUUCCGAAUCUUAACAUGGACCAGAUCAAUGACGCCUUGAACAUUGGCCUGGACAAAGUUAGAGCAGAGAUGACCAACACUUUGGACUUUAUGGAACCUGGCGUCGACCACCAUCAUGUACUUACACCAAGCAGCAUUGCAUUUGACCGGGAUUCAGAUCUCACCUACAUGUCAGUUUCUAUCUACAGGACAGCCCACUUCCGGUACUGCGACUGGUACCAUCGCCAAUUCACUGGCACCAAACAUUGUCGUGCAACCAGUGGCGCUGGCAGGCAUGACGCUAACUCAGAGAGACCAUCUACCAGAUGGGCGAUCCUGUCUGAGGCUGAUGAGGAGAGACCCUCAACCAGUGGAUUGGCCAGUAGCUCAGGCAGUACGUCAACCAGCACUUUGGGUAGUACAUCAGCCAGCACUUUGGGCAGUUCUGUGGAUGACGGUGGGGUGAGCGCUGCUACUACUAGCAUUGCUGUUUUGUCUGCAGUAGUAGAUGACAAUAGCACCGAGAUGGAGAGGCCUUCCAUUGCGCUCACUACACAUGUGUAA